Molecule: messenger RNA, 4610 nt
Organism: Scophthalmus maximus (turbot)
Lineage: Eukaryota; Metazoa; Chordata; Actinopteri; Pleuronectiformes; Scophthalmidae
Gene: slc6a4b
Product: solute carrier family 6 member 4b
Exons: 13
Coding region: 392-2191 (599 amino acids)
Biological process (GO): sodium ion transmembrane transport; serotonin uptake
Cellular component (GO): neuron projection; membrane
Molecular function (GO): serotonin:sodium:chloride symporter activity; serotonin binding
Source: RefSeq, a predicted model, not a curated record
UGAAGAGCAGUGAUGUAGAGCAGUGAAAGAGCAGUGAUGAAGAGCAGUGAAAGAGCAGUGAUGAAGAGCAGUGAAAGAGCAGUGAUGAAGAGCAGUGAAGAGCAGUGAUGAAGAGCUGAUUUAGUCCAAUCAGCUGCAAACACCACAAAGGCACUGAAGAGAUCCAUAUCAUUGAUCAGCUGUCACACAGUCGAUUCAGCGCUUGUGUGGUUUAGUCUAAAGAGUCAAAAGUGUUUAAAAGCUGCUGCAGAAAACCAAAGGCCGUCUCCACCAACAGGUAUCGUCCUGGCGGCUCCUCCAACUCCUCCCCCUCGGCCCUGUCAUCACUGGGGGAGAAGCAUCCUCCUCUCCUGCGGAGCUGCUCCUCUUUGGACUGACUUUUCACAGUCCGAUGCCCCAGCAGCACUCAGCGGUCAUGGCCGGCAGUCUGACCCACCACGGCUCCCCGGACCCGGGCUACAGCUCCAGCAAGGCCGCCCCGGUCCCGGUGCCGGUGCCGGUGCCGGCCAUCACGCAGACGAACUCCAGGGACAAGUGGAGCAAAAAGAUGGACUUCCUCUUGUCUGUCGUCGGUUUUGCGGUGGACCUGGGGAAUGUUUGGAGAUUUCCGUAUAUAUGUUAUCAAAACGGCGGUGGUGCUUUCCUUAUUCCCUACAUUCUGAUGGCCAUCUUUGGUGGCGUGCCGCUCUUCUACAUGGAGCUGGCCCUGGGACAGUUCCACAGAACUGGAGCCAUAUCCAUAUGGAAACACAUCUGUCCCAUUUUCAAAGGUAUAGGAUAUGCCAUUUGUAUCAUCGCUCUGUAUGUGUCUUUCUACUACAACACCAUCAUCGCCUGGGCCCUCUUCUACUUCUACCACUCUUUCUCGAGUAUCUUGCCUUGGACAAACUGUGACAAUGUAUGGAAUACCCCGGACUGCACCAACUAUUUUGGCAUGGACAACGUCACCUGGACGAAUUCCUCCAGGUCGCCGGCAGAGGAAUUUUACACGAGGAAUGUUCUCGAGAUCCACAAGUCAUCAGGCAUUAGGGACGUCGGGGGUGUUCGCUGGCAGUUGAUACUCUGCCUUUUUCUCAUUUUCACCAUUGUGUACUUCAGCCUGUGGAAGGGAGUGAAGACGUCAGGGAAGGUAGUGUGGGUGACCGCCACCUUACCCUACAUCGUGCUUUUCAUCCUCCUAAUUCGAGGAGCCACUCUGCCAGGAGCCUGGAGAGGUGUGGUCUUUUACCUGAAACCACAGUGGGGGAAGCUGCUGGAGACCAGUGUGUGGGUCGAUGCUGCUGCUCAGAUAUUCUUCUCUCUGGGGCCAGGGUUUGGGGUCCUCCUGGCUCUCUCCAGCUACAACCCUUUCAACAAUAAUUGCUAUCGUGAUGCCAUCGUGACAAGUUUGGUGAAUUGUCUGACCAGCUUUGUGUCAGGGUUUGUGAUCUUCACUGUGCUGGGCUACAUGGCAGAGAUGAGGAAGGUGGAGGUUGAGGAUGUAGCUAGGGAUAAAGGUCCAAGUUUACUCUUCAUCACGUACCCAGAGGCCAUCGCGAACAUGAUGGGCUCAACCUUUUUUGCGAUCAUCUUUUUUGUGAUGAUGAUCACGCUGGGACUCGACAGCACUUUUGGUGGGCUGGAGGCGAUCAUCACUGCUGUGUUGGAUGAAUACCCUGAUCAAUUAUCUCACAGACGUGAACUUUUUGUUCUGGGCUUGGUAGUUGUCUGUUUUUUGGGCUCUCUAAGCACCCUUACAAAUGGUGGCGCCUAUGUGGUGAAGCUGCUGGAGGAGUUUGGAGUCGGAAGCUCUAUCAUUGCUGUGGGUUUCCUUGAGGCCAUUGCUGUUUCCUGGUUCUACGGCAUCAACAGAUUCAGCAGUGAUGUUCAGGCCAUGUUGGGCAAAGCUCCAGGUUUAUUCUGGCGGGUGUGCUGGGUCGCCAUCAGUCCAGCUUUUCUGGCGUAUAUCAUAGUGAGCUCCCUGCUGAAGGCGCCGUCCCUCACACUGUUUGAUUAUAAGUACCCAGACUGGAGCAUCACAGUGGGAUACUUCAUUGGGUUCUCCUCCUUCAUGUGGAUCCCCAUCUACAUGGUCUACAAGCUGGUGUGGACCCCCGGAUCUCUCAAACAGAGGCUGGCUGUGUGUCUAAGACCAGAGAGGACCCUACCGGACAUCCACACAGACAGCCUCAACAUGGUUGCCGUGCCAUAGAAGAGAAAAACACCUCAACACAUGAGAAAACACACUUGUAGCCGCCCAUUCGAGCCACAGUUUUAGAUCACCUGUGACCAAGCGUGGACAUUAUCUGACAUCACGACUGUUACCUGCUUAUGAUGUCAAACAUGUCAACGUCCAUUGCACACGCACAAACUCCCACACAAAAAUGGUAAAUGCUGCUAAUCUUGUAAUUACUGAUAAGAGGAAAUGAGAUGGCAAUACUCAUAUCUUCACUGUAUGGUCCAUCUGUGGGAUUCAGAUUUACCUGCAGUACAUCACCAGGGUAGUUCAUACUGUGAUUUUCACACAUUGGCCAUUUUCAAGUGUUGCAUUCUUGUGGUUGUAGGAGUUAGAAGUAAAUGGUCUGUCUCUUCCCUUAAUCAGCUUUGUUUGUCUCACACGAUCAUGAUGCCAAGGAAAACACAUUUCUUUAACUAAAUGAGGUUUAGUACAUCAUUCUUGUUGCAUGGAGACCUUUUUCUCUUAAAUUUUAUAAUUAUUUAUAUUACAUUUUGAAAGCUUGAUGAGAUCAGCUCUGUGCAACACCAGCACAACAUCUGUGUCUCAAACUGUUUUUCACCACUAAACUAAUCAUGAGAGUAGUGCUUGCAUAAUUACAUGUAACUGAAAUGAAUCCUCAGUUUAUCCAUUCAGAUUAACAACAUAUUCCUUACAGCAAACUUCUUUUUUCCUGUAUGGACAGGGCCUCUCAGGAGAAAUAUUAAAUGGGACCAAAUCUUAAUCAGUUUAACAGUAAAUUACAGUACCUUCUUUAUUUUUGUCCAUGCUGUAUUUUAUAUUUAUACAGUAGAUCUGUAAUACUGUGCUUGCAUAGGAUUUCAUGCCAGUUUCUGGAUAUAUCUGCUAAAAGUGUUUUGUUUUUCCCAUUUGUAAUGGAGGUAAGUGAGGCACUCGGACAAAGACCCUGUCAAUGAUAAUCUUCUCAUUCUAAUUAUAGUGUAUCAUUUCACAUAGAAAGUAGAUGAUUUGCACUUUCUUGUGAUAUCUAACAAGCAUUUUCAAACAAUGUGCAACUGUUGUGUAUUAUUGUUGUUCUUCAAACUCACAAUGAACUGUUUUGGUCUUCAUCUGAUGGCUUCAUUUAACUCCACCGAGACUGUUUUGCCUUAACUUGCCUAAUACACUGUAUGUACGAAACUUGUAAAGGUUGUAUUGAUAUUUAUUGAUACUGUGCCUCUCCAGACAACGUUUUCACUCUUAUUGACGACUGAUCAAAUGUUUUUGCAGAUAUACAGUAUAAUAUAUCUAGUCACGUGUUAACUUAUAAAAAGCGCUUUAUACUUUGUUUAUAUUCAGAGAAUAAUGCAAGAGCAAGGUAAUGAUUGUUGUGUGAUGUCAGUCCUCUUCAACAUGGUGUCUGUAGUAAGAUUUAAAAAUAUAAAUUGAUUGCAUUAUAAAUUGCCAAUUUCAUAUUUGUGCUUCUUUUCAUUCCUGGAGUUUUAAACAUGAAUUUAAACAAACAAAUAAACAGUAUUUUAAGCAGUUGAAUUCCACUAUCUAAAAAAACCCAAGAGAUUUGUUUUGUUAAUCUCCAUACAGUGAGUGUCAUGUCUUUGUAAUGGUUGUUGGCUGUUGCUGCUCACCUCCAUUAGAUUUUCUAAUUAACAAGCUAAUUUGCAAUAUCCAGAAUCCAUCAACAUCCAAGGGAAUAGAGCAGCAUCUGCCUUCAAAUGCUCACAGCGCCCGUCAGAUCUUUACUCAUUCAACUGUGUUUUAAUUCCCAGUUUAGGCCCGACCACUUCAAGGACGUCAGGUAUGAACAUACACGAGGGUAGACGGUGGUUUGGAACAUAUGAUUCCCCUCCGAGCUGCUGGUUGAUAGACAAGCAGAUCAAAGCCCUUUUGUGUCAGUGACUGCCAUUGAAGUAGAGAACAGGCGAGCAUGGGAGACACAUAAAAGAGACUCUGCUAAAUGGAAGGUUCCUCCUUUGCCUGACAUGGACAGAUCUCCCUGCAAAAAAACUGAGGCAAAAAAAUCUUGAAAUGAACCCUCAUAAGACUCUUAUGACCUUAGAGUCUAAAGUUGAUAUGAGUAUACAUAAGAAGUAUGCUGCAAGAAUUGGGGAAAUUCACACAUGAUAGAAAUCACAUUUUAGCCAAAUUUAACAGUAAAAUUUGACUUUGGGAUGAUACAGGUUUACUAAUUUUAACAUGACUCCAGAUAUUGUUCAUUUUCCCCCCUGACUUAUUGACUUUGUCAGUUGAAAGUGUGUAUUCGCCAGAUUAAUACAUUUUUCCACAUCAACAUCUUUUUUUCUUUUUCAAAUGUUAUCUGCCCUGGACCAAAGAGUACCUUGUGAAUUUUUAAACAUAUAUUUCCAAACAGAUGCACUUCUUUUGAAUUUUUUCAAUUUAUUUCUUCACUCUCAAAUAAAAUGAUGACGACACAGUU